Molecule: messenger RNA, 2555 nt
Organism: Papaver somniferum (opium poppy)
Lineage: Eukaryota; Viridiplantae; Streptophyta; Magnoliopsida; Ranunculales; Papaveraceae
Product: SPX domain-containing membrane protein At4g22990-like
Exons: 11
Coding region: 165-2249 (694 amino acids)
Biological process (GO): transmembrane transport
Cellular component (GO): membrane
Molecular function (GO): transmembrane transporter activity
Source: RefSeq, a predicted model, not a curated record
CCUCUGACUUUUCACUCCAGUCAACUUAUUUCCUACUCAAGAUACUCACAAGUCACAACAAUACAUAAACAUCUCAGAAAGUGUUUUUUUUUUCAGAAUCAUUUCUGUUUCAUUGGUCUGAAUUAUCUUCAUAAUUAUCAAAGGCUCACCGAGUUCAGGGAAGGAUGGUUGCGUUUGGGAAGAAGUUAAAGGACAGACAAAUUCAAGAAUGGCAGGGAUAUUACAUUAACUAUAAGUUAAUGAAAAAGAAAGUUAGACAGUAUGCUCAACAAAUGGAGGUUGGAGCGCAAGAUCGUCGUCAUGUUCUCAAAGAAUUUUCAAGGAUGCUAGAUAAACAGAUUGAAAAAAUUGUCUUGUUUCUUUUGGAACAACAAGGCUUACUUGCUAGCAGGAUAGCGAAGCUUGGAGAGCAGCACGAAUAUCUUGUACAUCAGCAAGAGAUAUCCGAAAUAUCUGCACUACGCGAGGCGUAUAGAGCAGCAGGACAAGAUCUCUUGAAGCUGCUCUUUUUUGUUGAGGUUAAUGCAAUUGGCCUGCGGAAGAUACUGAAGAAGUUUGAUAAGCGCUUUCACUACAAAUUCACCGAUUACUAUGUCACAACACGUGCAAAUCACCCAUAUUCCCAGCUGCAACAAGUAUUCAAGCAUGUGGGGAUCUGGGCCGUAGUAGGAGCCAUUUCUCGCAAUCUUGCGGAUCUUCAGGAUCGCCAGGGGAGCUACUUGUCCAUUUAUGAUCAGCCAUCUCUUCCAAUACAGGAGCCUGUUAUCGAUUCAAUUAAAACAGCUAUAGACAGGUUAUCUCGCUCAACAAACUUUCUCAACUUUCUAGGUCAGCAUGCACUGAUUGUGCAAGAAGAAGAGUUACCAUCUGCAGUUGAUGAUCAAGUUGAUGACGAGAACUAUGCUUUUAUGUCACUUCUAUUGAACUUGGUGAACACAUUUCUCUAUAUGGUCAACACCUAUAUCAUUGUACCGACAGCAGACGACUACUCUACAAGCCUUGGAGCCGCACCAACAGUCUGUGGGGUUGUGAUUGGGGCGAUGGCUGUUGCUCAAGUGUUUUCUUCCGUUUACUUUAGUGCAUGGUCAAACAAAUCAUACUUCAGACCUCUUAUAUUUAGCAGUAUUGUUCUGUUUUUCGGGAAUGCCAUGUAUGCGUUGGCAUUUGAUCUCGACUCCAUAGCAGUCCUUCUAAUCGGUCGUCUAUUAUGUGGAUUUGGAUCUGCAAGAGCUGUUAACAGGCGUUAUAUCAGUGAUUGUGUGCCUCUAAAGAUAAGAAUGCAAGCUUCUGCAGGUUUUGUUAGUGCUAGUGCUUUAGGGAUGGCAUGCGGUCCUGCUCUUGCUGGCUUACUUCAGGCAAACUUCAAGAUUUACAGGAUCACAUUUAAUGCAAACACAUUACCAGGCUGGGUUAUGGCUCUGGCGUGGCUAGUCUAUCUUGUGUGGUUGUGGAUUUCGUUUAAGGAGCCUAUUCGUCAAAAUGAAGAAAAUGAUACUGCUGAGGAAGUUAAUCCUGGAGUAGGAAAUGGCGAGCUAGAAAGCCGACUGACAGAACGCUUACUCUUAACUUCAGAAGAUAAGCAACAAGAUGAAGAUGAUGAUGAUAGUGAAGAAGCUUCUGAGGAAUCUCGGAAGCCAGCUAGUUCAAUUCGAGAAGCCUAUAGAUUGCUUACACCGUCUGUCAAGGUCCAGUUGUUGAUUUAUUUUAUGCUCAAAUAUGCAAUGGAAAUUUUACUUUCUGAAUCUAGUGUAGUCACUACAUACUACUUCAGUUGGUCCACUAGUUCAGUAGCAAUUUUUCUUGCUUGCCUGGGGAUAACAGUUCUUCCCGUAAACAUUUUCGUUGGAAGCUACGUCAGCAACAUGUUUGAGGACAGGCAGAUUUUAUUGGCAUCUGAAAUUAUGGUAUGCAUUGGAAUACUCUCAAGCUUCCAUAUCAUAAGCCCAUAUUCUGCGCCUCAAUACAUCUGCUCAGCAUUUAUCACAUUCGUAUUUGCUGAAGUUCUUGAAGGUGUCAAUCUAGCACUUCUAUCUCGAGUGAUGUCAUCAAGGCUAGCUCGUGGAACCUACAAUGGUGGAUUGCUGUCAACAGAAGCUGGAACUUUGGCUAGGGUGAUUGCAGAUGUGACAAUAACACUAGCUGGGUACUUGGGUCAGAGUAGUCUCUUGAAUGUAACCCUGCUUCCAUCACUUAUUAUAUGUUGCGGUUCCAUUGUUGCCACCCUUUACACCUACAAUUCUCUCUACUGAUUCAUUUUUGUCAACAUGACCUAAUCGUAUUCACAUUUAUCCUUCAAUCUCUUGCCCGCAGUCAUCUCUUUUCAUCUACUCCUUUUCUUUUUCCCUUCAUUUUCUAUUUCUAAGUAUUUCUAUUUUUGCGGGUAAUGUGAAAUAAAACUAGCUCAAUUUCCUUGAUUUCAUGGGAAGUCGUGUACUGCAUUUUUUUUUUUCCUUUUCUUGUUAUGGCAAAAGUAAUUUUAUUAACUAGCAAAUAUAGUACAAGAGAUUUACAAUUUCAUUGUUAUCAAAAACAUUAGAGAGAAUGUUAGUUUUCUG